Saccharomyces mikatae IFO 1815 is the source of this 2874-nucleotide messenger RNA. It is a transcript of the gene DAL81, whose product is annotated as Dal81p. Bases 1 to 2874 code for a protein of 957 amino acids. Lineage: Eukaryota; Fungi; Ascomycota; Saccharomycetes; Saccharomycetales; Saccharomycetaceae. Gene Ontology annotation, biological process: DNA-templated transcription. Gene Ontology annotation, molecular function: DNA-binding transcription factor activity, RNA polymerase II-specific; DNA binding; zinc ion binding. The transcript has a single exon. Gene Ontology annotation, cellular component: nucleus. The record is from RefSeq and is a predicted model, not a curated record.
AUGGACCCACACCAAUCACCAGCUGAUAAUGCCACCUCGCCUACGAAGAGCGUAGAAGCAACCACUAAAAAUCUGUCCACGAAUAACACUGUGAACAACAACAGUAGCAGCCAUAACAAUAACCAUGAUAUACUGAAUUUUAAUGAUAACUAUACUACCAUUCUCCAACAUUUGGCGAACGACCAUCCUAAUAUACUGAAGGAAAAGAGCGGCUCGCAACACCACCAGCAGCAACAGCAACAACAGAACCUGGAUACACUUUUGCAUCAUUAUCAAAGUUUGCUUUCUAAAAGUGAUAAUGCAAUGGCCUUUGAAGACAAUGUUAGUAACAGCGCCGUUAAAAACGUCAAUAGCAACUCCAUUAAUAACAACAACAAUGACAUAUCAAGUCCAGGUAAUUUGACGGGCUCUUGUAAUCAAUGUAGAUUGAGGAAAACAAAAUGCAAUUAUUUCCCCGAUGUGGGUAAUUGUCUCGAAUGUGAAACCUCCAGAACUAAAUGUGUCUUUGGCGGCACUCCAAAUUAUUUGAAAAGAACAUCUUCUAAUGCAAACAAUAGCAUUCCCACUUCUUCAAAUGCCAAACGAAUGAAAAAUUUUGAAGACUAUUCAAAUCGCUUGCCCAGUAGCAUGCUUUAUAGACAUCAGCAGCAGCAGCAACAACAACAGCGUAUACAAUACCCUAGGUCUUCUUUUUUUGUGGGCCCAGCCUCAGUUUUCGAUUUGAACUUGACUAAGCAUGUAAGAUUGGAUAAUGUGGACCAAAUACAACUAUCGAAGACUCUAUCAUUAAGAAAGGUGUCGCCUACCGCACAGUUUAUUCUUCAGGAUGAUUUUGAUACGACUCUUCAUAGCAAACAAGAGUAUGAGGUUGAUUUGGUAGAAAAUUUGGUGCAUCCCCACGGGCAUCUUUUGGUAGAGAUUUUUUUCAAAUUAAUUCAUCCUUUUCUACCAAUUUUACACGAACGUGUCUUUUUGGAAAAGUAUUCUAGGUCUUAUAGGGAACUUACAGCACCUUUAUUGGCGUCUAUCUACUCGCUGGCAUUACAAUAUUGGGAUUUUCAUCCUGCUCUGUUAGGAUUCCCUAAACCGGAUGUCGCUGCUCAGUUAAAUAACAUUGCAUUGGAUACCUUUUACGCCCGAGUUGGAAGACCAAAACUAAGUAUCAUACAAACAGGUCUUUUGAUUUUGCAGUGUCGUAGUGAAUGUCGUAACAAUUGGGUUCUCUGUUCGAGUAUAGUCGCUCUUGCAGAGGAAUUGGGACUUGGCGUAGAAUGUAAUGACUGGAAACUUCCCAAGUGGGAAAAGGAUCUGAGGAAGAGACUAGCCUGGGCGGUUUGGUUGAUGGACAAAUGGUGUGCAUUGAAUGAGGGUAGGCAAUCUCAUUUAAUUUUAGGCAGAAACUGGAUGAUCAAGUUAUUAAAUUUUGAUGAUUUUCCUAUGAAUUCACCAACCAUACUAAACUCUUUGCAAAAUGACCAAUCAGGAUCUUCGCCCACUUCAUCAAGUGAUAUGAAAAGUCACCAAAUAGCCUUUGGUAACUUACCCAUAUUUAAUAUGAACCCAUCCUUAGAAGAUUUCAAGAAUGGGACGUUGAUGUUUCAACAAAUGGUCUCUUUGAGUAUAAUUCUCGGAGAAAUCAUGGACACAUUCUACACUCAGGGAUCCAUUACAAUAAACAAGAGUAUUGAGCAAGUUUUGAAACUGGCGAAGCCGUUACAACUGAAGUUAAGGGAAUGGUAUCAUUCCCUACCCAAGAAUUUAUCAAUGAGUUACGCCACACCACAAAAAUUAAAUCCAAACUCCACUCUAACUCUAGCUUAUUUUGCUACAGAAAUAACUCUGCAUAGGAAAAUUAUCUGUGCCUUAAAUCCUCAAACACCGAAGGAACUGGUCCAAGUAUGUAGGACUGCUGCAAGGACUAGGCUGGUAGCUGCGAUUGAGUUUAUAAGAGACUUAAAAAAUGAACACAUUAAUGCUUUUUGGUACAACUGUUCCACCGGAAAUCUAAUGCUGAUUGGGACAUUUGCGGCUCUACUAUAUGUAACUUCAGCGACAAAAGAAGAGGCUACAAUUUUCAGAGAUUACGUCAGAAAUUAUACGUGGGUUUUAAAAAUAGGGUCCAAAUAUUUUGAUAAACUAUCGAAUGCUUUGAACAAUAUGCAUUUACUAUUUGCACAAAUUCCUGGUCUUUUGACUGAUGAACCAGUCGGUGUGAGUCCUAACUCCAAUAUGAAUUCUGUUAAUCCACCAAGGUCAGGUGUGCAAUCGCAAAUUCCAAUACAAUUCAACGUGGGAUCACCUGCUAUGACAGAACAAGGAUCUCCAUUAAACCAAUGGAAAAACCUGCCCCAAGAGAUUCUGCAGCAACUAAACUCUUUCCCCAACGGUACAACGAGUACAACAACUCCAAUGAAUCCUACUCCGAGACAAACACAACUAGAUUCACAAGGAAGUCCGACCAUAAACAGUACUAGUAAUAACGGCAACAACAUGCCUCUACCGUUUAUGCCUAAUAAGCCUUCUAAAAAGACUACACAGUCUUCACCAAACGUUACACCUUCCCAUAUGAACAGGAACGUCCCGUCUAAUACAUCUUCACCAAGGGUUAAUCCUAGCACGAAUGUGAAUUCUAACACGCAAAUGAAUGCCUCUCCUUUGAGUUCUAUAAACGAAACCAGACAAGAAUCGGGCAUUACUACAAACGAAAAAACUGCGGAAAGGGAAAGGCCCACCAAUGAGGAGUCAUCAACGGAACUCAAAGAUGAUAACCUAAACCCAAAUGAGGAAGAAAGUACAGCUGAUGCCCAGACUACAAAAACGGAUGAAGUCAAUGAUAAAGAUGUAACAAUUAACACAAAGGAAACCCCUCUGUAG